UCGGGACUCGGGUCUGAUGCUUUUGUGAUCGAGAUUUCUCAGGAUCUCAAGCAAUCUCAAGUAUAAGGUUCCAUUGGAUAUUUUCUCAAUUCUAUCAACACGUCACUUGACUUCGCGCUAUCCACGAAUGGGCAGAUCUGAGAAAUGAAAUGCAACAAAGAAGAACAAUUACUCUGAGUUUGUUUUAAAUCCAACGAAUUUAAAUAACGAGAUUUUAAUUAACGAGUUGUUGCUCCCACGAUGUUUUCGUUUUGUCUGAUUUAAAUUCCCAGUAUAUUUAUUUAAAUAUUAAAUUAUGUUGCAGCAAAAUUUUUCAAAAGAAAAAUUAUUCAUUUACAGACUUGUUUCUCCCGAAUAAGUUUUUGUGCAGAAUAAAAAUUUAAAUUUACCAGAAUGGCGACGUCAACUCAAAAAUCUUGGAAACUCGAGGAUUUUACUGCCCAUAAUUCAAAUGUUAAGUGUCUUGCACUUGGUCACAAAUCAGGACGAGUUUUAGUAACUGGUGGUGAUGACAAACAGGUUAACUUGUGGGCAGUUGGAAAGCCAGAUUGUAUAAUUAGUCUAAGUGGUCAUACUACCGCUAUCGAAUGUGUAAGAUUUGGGCAAGCUGAAGAUACUGUUUGUUCUGGUUCUCAUUCUGGAGCUUUAAAAAUAUGGGAUCUGAAUCGUACGAAGUUGACCAGGACAUUUAUAGGACACAAAGGUGGAAUAAAGUGCAUGGAUUUUCAUCCGUAUGGUGAAUUAUUGACAUCAGGAAGUGUGGAUACUGGGAUUAAAUUGUGGGAUAUUAGAAAACAAGGCUGCGUUUUUACAUACACAGGUCACGCUAAAACAGUCAAUAGUUUAAAAUUUAGUCCCGAUGGUCAAUGGAUCGCUAGUGCAGGAGAAGAAGGAAUUGUCAAGUUAUGGGACCUAAGAGUAGGAAAACUACUGAAAGAAUUUUCAGAGCACAAAGAAGCUGCGACAACAGUCGAGUUUCACCCUCAUGAAUUUUUACUUGCCAGUGGGGGUAUGGACAAGACGGUUCAUUUCUGGGACUUGGAAUCAUUUAAAUUGGUAUCUUCAGUGCAAAAUGUAUCAGCAAUAAGAUGUCUUCAUUUUAGUCAAGACGGGGAGUGUUUAUAUACUGGGACUCAAGAUCUUUUGGAAGUACACCGUUGGGAACCAGCACGAACACUGGACACUGUGACAACUAGUUGGGGUAAAGUUCAAGAUAUUGCUAUUGCACAGACUCAGCUGUUUGCCGCAAGUUUUAAUGGUUCAAAUGUUAAGCUAUUUGUUUGUGAUUUAAAUCAAAUAACGUCUCCUACUAAUUUUUCUGAAUCGUCACCAUUCGCUCAUGGAAAUCCUUCGAGAAAGAGCUUCACGAAAGACAAUUUAAAAAAAAAAGUAGCUCAUGUAAAGACAACAAUUGAAGAAGGUGAUAAUAAAUCAGGAUCAGAUCCCGAUGACGAAAUAUCACAUGUUGAAUUGCCUGCUUUGGCUGAUCGUCAGGAAAUUUUUCAACCUAGUCGUUCACUGUCUCGUACACCUCCACCGGAACCUGAGGCUUUUGCAAGGCCUCAAGAUUUCGAUCCGGCACAGCCACAAAUCAUUCAAAACCUCAGUACUUCAAUGACGAAUUUACACACAACAGAAAAGUUAAAUGUCGAAGACAAUUUAACUCCUUCAGUUUCCAUGCAGCCUCCAUUAUUGUUCACAAAGCCUGUAUCUGUCCGAAAUAGUAUAAAAUCAUCACCGCCAGUUCAGAGACACUUGAUGCAUUCAAACAGUCAAGUUAAAUUAAAUUCCCAGUCUGUAAAUAAUAGUAGUGGUAAAAAUGUUAACAACUGCGCGAAAAUUCCACCGCUGAGGCAAAGUAUUACUCCGUUUAUUGGAAAAAAAUCAAUAUCCAACUCAAAUAUAAAUCAACCUAUGGGACCUCAAAGAUCGAAUUCUACGCUGACAUCUCGAGUCGCUCCAAUGGCAGCAGUUGCUCCAGUUGUCGGAGGCAACGGAAAAUCUAAAAGUCGUGCGCCGAGUCCAGAUUCUCCGAAACAUUUUUUCAAACGACAAAAUAGCUGUCAGGACAGCGAACACGGUUACGAAAGUGAUUUCCCAGUUAAAAUAAACACUAGUAUAAGACACAGUCCUUCGGAUCCAGCAUUGAAUCGACCAAAUACUGGGCAAAUGCGAUCGAAUUCAAUGGCCCGUAAUUUUAUCAACUCCGGACCAUUGUCAGCCAGAAAUCUGUCAGUUGUUAAGAAAAAUAAUCGUGCUCAAGUUACCCCAAGUCUUAAAGUAGAUAUAAGAACACCACAGCCAAGGCCUGUCGAAACGAUUGAGAAAGAUGAAUUCGUGCCAAUUAUUCCGGAUAAACCGAUCGGUUUAGAGGUGGGAGACUUUUUACCGAACUCUUAUGUUGGGUCAGAAAGACUUGGGUACAAUCAGAGAUUAACUGAAAUGUCUGAGGUUGAAGUAAUCAGCAGUGUGACGAGAGGACAUGACUCCAUGAUGACGAUCUUGACGAAUCGUCAAAGAGCUCUUCAAAUUAUUUACUCACUCUGGCAUAGUAAAGAUGUCAAGUCUGCUAUUGAUUCUGCAGUCAGAAUGAACGACUUAUCUGUCAUUGUUGAUCUCCUAGGAGCCCUCAAUUUAAAACCGACAAUUUGGAAUUUGGAUGUUUGCAAUUUGCUACUCAGGCCGAUUGCUGAACUACUCCAGAGCAAAUAUGAAAUGUAUGUGACGGUCGGUUGCACGGCGUUGAAGUUGAUUCUACGGAACUUUGGCCCAGUGAUCAAAUCGAAUGUCGAAGCACCAUUGCAUACCAUUGGCGUCGACGUUUCUCGAGAAGAAAGAUAUCACAAAUGUUUGUCUUGCUAUGAAAAACUCGAAGCAAUGCGGGCAUUAAUAAAUAAAAAACAAAUACGUUCAGGACAAGUAGGAUCAUCUUUCCGUGAAAUAAAUCUGCUGAUGGAUACACUAGUGUGACCGAGGCGAUUACAAGCCGUUGUUUCUGCGGUGCUACAAAAAACUUCCAAAAAGUGUAAAAAUUGCCAAUCCCAUGAAUUGAGACUGAAAUAAAAGGCUACUGUGUACUUUAGUGCAUUUGUUUUACCUCACGGUUGCCGGCUAGUCUUUCCGAGAGAUAAAUCAAUGUAAUUAAAUUUUAAAAGUAUAUUUUUUUUCUUUCCAAAAGUGAUUUAUAUUAAAAAUAUAUUGUUAUGUUAUUUUUAAUGCCAUAUACUCAUCAAGAGCAGAAAUAAUAUAAAGAGACCUUGAGAGAGAACAAUUAAGUUAUUCAGGUAAUACAGCCUGAAUAAUUUAAUUUUACACCAUUAAUCUUUUUGUCUCUUCAUCGUUUUAGGUCUACCGCUCAAAAAUAUGUGAAAUUGUGAAUGAUUGUAAAUGUUGAUCAAGGAAUACAGAUUUAAGUCACAUAUUUUGCGUGGGAUUUUAAUGAUAUUUGUUAUGCAAUUGCUAAUAAUUUAAUAUUUAAUUUGUAAUAUAUAAACGUAUUAUUGAUACAACAAAAAAAGGAUUUCUUGGCGCUAACAAUCUCUGGCAGAUUCGAAUUACGGUAAAUUACGGUGUUUUCAUGGUCAACCGAUUGUGUUUUGUGGUAAAUUACGAAAUUUUACAGUAGAAUACGGUAUUGUACGGUGAAUCACAGCGUUUUAACGGUAAACGAACGGUACUCUACGCUAAUUUACCGGGAUUUUAGGUUAAGGUGCGGUAUUUUACAGCAAUAUACGAUAUGUUAGGUGAAAUACGUUAUUUUUUCAGGUAAACUAACAGUAUUGUACAGCAGAAUGAGUAUCCUCCUCCCUAACGGAUCCGAAUUAUGGUAAAUACAGUGAUUUACCGUAAUUUGCCGUAAUUUACGGCGCCUAGCAAAAUUACCGUAAUUUGCCGUAGAUUACCGUAAUUUACGGUAAUUUUGCUAGGCACCGUAAAUUACGGUAAAUCACUGUAUUUACCGUAAUUCGGAUCCACUAGGGCUAACAGAUCCGAUCUACGGUGAAUUAAGGUAAUUACCGUAAUUUACCGCAAUUUACGAAAACCUGCAGAAUUACCGUAAUUUAGGGAAAAUGUGAGAAAUUCGCCGCAACUUACGGUAUUUUACCGCAAUUUAUCAUAACUUAAGUAACUUACCGUGUUUACGGCGAAUUACCGUAAUCUGCCUAAAUUGCGGUAAAUUACCACAAUACGUAAUUACGGUAAAUUGCCGUAUUGCGUAAUUACGGAAUAUUACCGCAAUGCCGCAAAUGCGGUAAAUUACCGUGAUUUGUCGCAAAUUACGGUAUUUUACCGCAUGUGCGGCAUUGCGGUAACCCCGUAAUUGCGGCAAAUUACGGUAUUUUGCCGUAAAUUACGUAAACUCUGCUGGGCAUCGUAAAUUGUGGUUAAUUACGUUAAUUGCCGUUAUUUAAAGAAGUUCGGGUCUGAUAGGGUAUUUUAAGUCAAAUCCGGUGUUUUGCGGUAAAAUGCGGUAUUCUACGAUGGCAUAUGGUAUUUUUACGGUAAAUUACGGCAUUAUACGGGAGAAUACGGUAUUUUACGGUGAAAUAUUGCAUUUCUACAUUAAACUAAUGAUAUUUUACGGUAGAAGUGCGGUAAUUUCACCGUAAAUUUGCCGCAAUAGAGUGGUAAUUUACCGUACAUUGCGGCAUGCCUGCGGUAUUUCACCGCAAAGUGAAGUACUGCACUGUAAUAACUGUAGAAAUAAAAAAGCACACGCCCUGACGGACCCAAAUUACGGUAAAUCACCAUAAAUUACGGUAAUCUGCCGUAAAAUACUGAUUUACCGUAGUUUUCGACAUUUGCCGUAAUUUACUGUAAUGUACGGCAGCUUUACCGUAAUUUUUGAUAACCCUAGCAGAUCCGAAUUACAGUACCUUACGGUAAUUACCGUAAUUUACGCUAUCUAGCAGGAUCACUGUAUUCUACCGUAACCUACGGCAUUUUACCGUAAUUUGAGGUGUUUUACCGUAAUUUACGGCAAUCACUGUAAUUUACGGUAAUUUACCGCAUUUUUACCAUAAGUUACGGUAAUUCUGCCGGAUACCGCAAAUUACGGUAAUUACCGUAAUUUAUCCUAAUUCAGAUCUGCUAGGGAAUCCACCAUAAAAUACAUAAAUUAUAAGAGGUCCACUGAGGCGGUGCUAACGGUAAAAAUGCCGCAAAUUACGGUAAAUUUCCGUAUUUUUACUGUAACUCGCCGUGCAAUGUCGUAGAUUACUGUAAAUUGCCGUAAAAUGCCGUAGAUCACCCUAUUCAACGGUAAAUUACAUAAAACUGUGAUUCGGAUCCGCUAGGCUAUCAAUCGAAAACAAAAAUUAUUCUGGGGCGAGAAAAAAUUUCCUUGCACCAAGAAAUCCUUUUUUUCUGUGUACUAUUCCCAUUAUAAAUUAAAUGCUAUUGUAUUUAAAUAAAAAAAAAAAUCAUAAAUUUUUUUAUAUUAAAGUGAAACUAAAUCUUGUAUUUUUGCAUUAAAUAAUUUUGCAAAUACAUACAAUAAACCAACUGUUUAUGAAAACUGUAGAUAAGUAGAUCAUGUACAAAAAUGUCGGGAUACAUUUCUGAAAAAUCUGACAAUCACGAUUAAAAAAAAAGUAACGUUGGUUUAUUAAUUUAAAAUUAAUUUUAAAAAUUUAGGUAGCAAAUUUUACAAAGAAUGAGAAAGUAAUUUUUUUGAUUCUUUGUGCGUCGUAAUUAAAAUUUUAUUUUAAAUAUUUUAUAAUUGUUAUUUUUAAAUAUUCUCAUGCUUCUAAACAAGUGAAUAAUAAUUUUCCCGAUUAUUGAAUUAUCUAUACUAAUAAAAAUUCCUUGCACGCUAAGCAAUGAUAGAUCUUGUAAAGAAGUACUCGUUAUUUUAAAUAGCAAUUGAAAUAUAUUUUAAAAAGAUAAAAAUAAAUUUAAAAUAACAUUUGAGUACAAAGUUACUCUGAUAAUACAAUUUAGAGAUUAACGUUGAAUCCGUCCAAAAAUUGAAUUAUUUUAUAAGUAAGAAAAAAAGUGUAGCAUGUACUUAAAAAAAAAAUAUUUAAUAUU
Messenger RNA from Microplitis mediator, 6033 nucleotides. RefSeq names its product katanin p80 WD40 repeat-containing subunit B1-like. Gene Ontology annotation, cellular component: katanin complex. Gene Ontology annotation, biological process: microtubule severing; microtubule depolymerization. Bases 394 to 2970 code for a protein of 858 amino acids. The transcript has 8 exons. Gene Ontology annotation, molecular function: microtubule binding. The record is from RefSeq and is a predicted model, not a curated record. Lineage: Eukaryota; Metazoa; Arthropoda; Insecta; Hymenoptera; Braconidae.